This is a messenger RNA of Fusarium musae, 1437 nucleotides long. RefSeq lists its product as uncharacterized. Gene Ontology annotation, molecular function: transmembrane transporter activity. NCBI's taxonomy places the organism in Eukaryota, Fungi, Ascomycota, Sordariomycetes, Hypocreales, Nectriaceae. The coding region runs from base 1 to 1437 and encodes 478 amino acids. The transcript has 6 exons. Gene Ontology annotation, cellular component: membrane. Gene Ontology annotation, biological process: transmembrane transport. The record is from RefSeq and is a predicted model, not a curated record.
AUGGCGGCGCGGAACGACUUUGAUAGCAAUCCCGAGAUGGCUGGUGAUGAAAAGAACUCCGAUUCUCGUCUGGAGAGCACCACGGCAAUUGACCCAGCUCUUGAGAAGAAGCUGGUGCGUAAGCAAGAUGUUCGAAUCAUUCCCUUGGCUGCGGGUAUCUAUUUGCUCUGCUAUCUAGAUCGUUCCAACAUUGGUAACGCCAAGGUUCUCAACCAUACGACCGGUCAUGAUCUUCUCACGGAAACCAACAUGACCAGCUAUGAGUUUACCAUUGCCCUUAUGGUCUUCCUCAUUGCGUAUGCUCUCUUCGAGGUUCCGUCCAACUACUUCCUCAAAAAGAUGAAGCCCAGCAGAUGGAUUGCGUUCCUUAUGUUCGCAUGGGGCACUAUCACGAUCUGUCUUGGUGCAGCUCAUAGUUAUGCUGUUGUCACGGUUCUGCGAUUUCUUCUCGGUGUCUUUGAGGCCGGCUUGUUUCCUGGUCUAGUAUACUAUCUGACGUUCUGGUACAAGCCUGAAGAGCGCUCGGUUCGCGUCGCGACUAUCCUGGCAUCUGCUACUCUUGCCGGAGCCUUUGGUGGCGCCAUCGCUUAUGGAGUUGGGCAUAUGAAUCAGGUACAUGGUCUUUCUGGGUGGCGAUGGCUGUUCAUCCUCGAGGGCAUCCCUUCUGUGAUCUCGUCAGCAUUCGUCUGGUUCGGACUCCCAGAUUUCCCCGAGUCAGCCAGCUGGCUCUCUGCGGAAGAAAAGGACGUUGCAGCGUACAGACUUUCUGAGCAGGGAUCACACGGCGACAGCAAGUCCAUGACAUGGGAGGAUGCCAAGUCAACACUGCUGGAAUGGCGGCUCUGGUGCCAUUACCUGAUCUACUUCGGCAUUUCAGCCCCAUUCUCCAGUCUUUCGCUCUUCACGCCUUCUAUUACAGCCGGUCUCGGGUUUGCGGAUCUUAGAGCCCAGUUGAUGACAGUGCCUCCCUACGCAGCUGCCUACGUCGUUACACUGCUUGUUUCAUGGUCAGCAGACCGACAUAAUGCCCGCGCUCUUCACUCCGCUGUAUUCUCCUUGAUAGGUGCUGUCGGCUUCAUUGCCUCCGCAACUCUUCCUGCCGAUUCUUACAGUCCUCGUUAUGGUUGCCUGAUCGUGGCGGCGUGCGGAUCAUUCGCCUGUAUUCCUCCCCUCCUAGGCUGGCUGUCGUCCAACCUUCAUUCCACGGCGGCCAUCGGCUUGGCCAUUGCGCUCAAUAUUUCCAUGGGAGCGCCUGGUCAAAUUGUUGGUGUCUGGAUCUACAAGGCAAACGAAGCUAAGAAGGGCUAUCCCACUGGACAUUGGGUAAAUGCUGGUUUACUCUUAUUUGUGAGCGCUGGCUGUGCCGCUAUGCAUGGGUAUUAUGUAUGGAGAAAUAGACGGGCUGCUGGUACCGAUCAGCCUCGCUUCAAAUACUAA